AUGCAUCACCGACUCGGGAUUCUAGCUGGCUCAUUUCGUCAGAAUGGCAACGCUGCAGGCGUGACGAGAUGGGCAGCUGCACGUCUGCGUGAACUAGUCGACAAGGACACAGAGGUGCUCAUCCUCAGCGAACACGCCACUUUGCCCUUACCAGCGCUCAAAGAACAGGCUGUGCCGGCUACGAUCAACGACUCGUCAAACUAUGAAUUUGCUGUGGUUCAGGAAUGGUCACGAUUGAUCAGCUCGCUGUCCGGGCUCAUCAUCACGACGCCUCAGUACAAUUGGGGCUACCCAGGCGAUCUCAAGAAUGCAAUAGAUCACCUUUACAUGGAAUGGAAAGAUCUACCGAUCGUCAUCGCGACCUUCGGCGGACAUGGUGGGAGCAAAUGCGGGCCCGCACUUGCGCAAGUCAUCGAGGGCAUCAAAGCCAAAGUUGUCAGCGUCAGCGAGGUUGAGAUAACGCUACCGAAGAACUACAUUGGAGGUAACGAGAGAGUGCAAGACGGUCAAGAAGAGUUCCUUGCCGAAUACGGGCCCAAGCUCGACGAGGCGAUGACGAAGCUCCUUGACCAGCUGCGCGAGCGCAAGUAA
Mixia osmundae IAM 14324 is the source of this 591-nucleotide messenger RNA. RefSeq lists its product as uncharacterized. The transcript has a single exon. Gene Ontology annotation, molecular function: oxidoreductase activity; FMN binding. Gene Ontology annotation, cellular component: cytosol. Lineage: Eukaryota; Fungi; Basidiomycota; Mixiomycetes; Mixiales; Mixiaceae. Bases 1 to 591 code for a protein of 196 amino acids. The record is from RefSeq and is a predicted model, not a curated record.